This is a messenger RNA of Symbiodinium necroappetens, 1647 nucleotides long. Lineage: Eukaryota; Dinophyceae; Suessiales; Symbiodiniaceae. The record is from the annotation of a GenBank genome assembly.
AUGCUCGAGUCAUUUCGGCCAGCGUGGCCAGGCAGUUGGCGGCGAGAAACGUCGCCCGAGUCCCGACUCAGGGAGAACUUGAGAGCCGAUGAAGUCACCACCGUGUUCUACGCCUUCUCGAAGGUUGCGCCCCAGUUGCCGGAGUACCGAUUGCUCUACGAAGCGAUCAGCGACGGCCUGCUGGAGGGCCAGUGGAGCCUCAAUCACCUCCAGUCCGUCCUGAUUGCCACUGCCUUGGCGGACACGGACACUCGGCUAGCAGACGCAAUGCCGGCGGUCUUGCAGCCGCUCCUGACGGAUUUGGUCGAGAACCCACAGGUCCGCGAGGACGUUACAGUGGACAUGCUCCGCUUUCUGGUUCAUGCGGCUGCACGGCUCCCGAGCCCGGGCCUCACCGGCAAGGAGCUGGAGGCUCUCGCAGACUGCACCAUCUCGCGGUUGCGCGGCAGUAGCUUCUCCAAGCAGGCUCACCUAAUGUUGUCGUGGCUGAGGAUAGCGCCAGACCCUUCAGCCAAAGAGGCCCACUUCAAAGCCUUGCAAGCUUGCGGCCAAGCCCUCAUGAAGCACCAGAAAUCGCACAUGCCUGCGCAUCCACUGCCCCACGAAGGACUUGCGCCUCUCAUAGCAGACCUGCUGGCGCGUGAGGCCGCAGAGCGAGCUCCGCCUCUAACCCCACCGGUGAUGCAAGACAUCGUGAAGGGCCUCGUUGCAAUUAGUUGGGGCGUACAACGCCACCAAUUCCCGCAGAGCCGGAGCAGGAGCUUGUCUAUCGAUGACUGGUCCGAUAUCAUGGCCGAGCUGGUCAAGUACUGCGAAUCCCACAGUAUCAUUGGACAGGCGUCUGCGUCCUCAAGCUCCAGUCGGAACACACUGACGCUGACCCCUGCCGCGCUUCUACCUGGCUGGGCGGAUCAAGCGCUGUUCCACGUGCUUUUCCGAGCGCAGCAGCAGCCCAUUCUUCGGAAUUCGCCCGAGAGAUGGGUGCAGCUGUCCUCGCUGCUCACUUUGCUCAGAUUGGUCAGGCGUCAUAGGAACGUCCGGCCCGAUCCGGAGUUCUUUGCUUGGUCAGUCCGAUUGGUCGACGUGCACCAACGUGCUGGGAACGUAGAGGAGAGCUUGCUGGCUGACUUGGUUAACGAACUCGUUCCGCUGCUCCCAGAGAAGGAGAGAGCCAAGCUUACGAGAAUAAUCAUGGCAAGGCGAAGCACAGAAGCCGAGCCCCAGAAAGUUCUGGCUCCUCAACUUGAGCAGGGGCAGCCAGCCCAGCCAGCCCAGCCAGCCCCCCGCUUGCUACAGAGGAGCGAAGAGGCUUCGGUUCAGGUAAAACUGGCACCAGCGGUUCAUCCACAUGAAGCAGAUUUCGGCCUCAGGGUCGAGCCUGUGAGGCCUCUGAGUGCGUCAGCGAAGUCAGCGAACCUCGGUGCCAUGGCCGGUGGCCGGCUCUGGGCUUUGCUUGCCAAAGCCGCCGAGCAGGCCGAGCCUGCGGCGAGCCCUGCAGCGAGCCCUGCGGCGAGCCCUGCGGAAACGAGCACGGCGGCGAGCACCGUGCUGCACAGCGCAGAGGUCGAAGAGGUGCCGAGCUCUCUCGGCAUAGACGCUUGCUUGCAGACAGCUCCCGACUUAUUUUCUUUCGCUGCGAGGAAGUAA